AUGGCCCCUCCAGAAUAUUUGGUAAAGAUUGAUCUCGCGAAGCCUGCGUGGGAACAGGAAGGUGUCCACAAUCGUUGGCAUCCAGAUGUCCCAGCUUACAAAAAAAUUGAGCAAAAUAAAUCUUAUAAAAUUGAGUGUUUUGAUUGGACCGGUGGUCAGGUAGGCAAUAAUGAUUCUGCCCAUGAUAUCAAGUACUGUGAUUUGACAAGAAUUCAUUACCUUUCUGGCCCCUUUUUUGUUGAAGGUUGUGACGCUGGCGAUAUACUCAAAGUCAAAAUCCAAGAUGUUCAGCCAUUAGAAAGACAGCCUUGGGGCUAUUGUGGCAUAUUUGCAAAAGAAAAUGGUGGUGGUUUUCUUGACAAGCAUUAUCCAAAAGCUGCGAAGGCAAUUUUUGACUUUGAAGGUAUUUACUGCACAUCCAGACAUAUUCCUGAUGUUAAAUUUCCAGGAAUUUGUCAUCCAGGUAUCAUAGGUACUUUACCUUCUGCUAAAAUAUUAAAUGAAUGGAAUAGAAGAGAGUCAAAAUUAGUAGCAGAAAACCCAGAUGCGGACUUUAUCAUGGCAAACUUACCAACCCCUCAAGGUGCUUAUGCUGGGCUUCAUGCUUCAGAGGAUUUAAAAUGCAUUGUUGGAAAACAUGGUGCCAGAACUAUUCCUGGAAGACCAGAAAAUGGCGGUAAUUGUGAUAUCAAGGCGCUUACUAGAGGCUCUACUGUCUAUUUGCCUUCUCAUAUGGAUGGUGGAAUGCUAAGUGUUGGUGAUUUACAUUUCAGUCAAGGUGAUGGUGAAAUAUCCUUCUGUGGUGCUAUUGAAAUGGCAGGGUGCAUUACUAUUGAAGUUAGUGUGAUGAAGAAUGGGAUCGAAAAGCUUAAUAUGAAAAGCCCAAUGUACUUACCAAGUAAUCUUGCUCCUAAAUUUGGUGCCGACAGAUAUAUUACUUUUGAAGGAUUCUCAGUUGAUGAAUCUGGUGAGCAAUUAUGCCUUGAUACAACUGUCGCCUAUAGACAAACCUGUCUUCGCGUGAUUGAAUAUUUACGCAGAUAUGGCUACAAUGAUUACCAGAUUUAUUUGCUAUUAUCUAGUGCUCCAAUUGAAGGCAACAUUGCUGGUAUUGUUGAUGUACCAAAUUCAUGUACCACUAUCGGUUUACCUAAAGAUAUCUUCAACUUUGAUAUCUCACCGGAAAAUGAUGUUGAGAAAAAAGAUAGAGGCAAUUGUGCCUUUUCAGAGGAUGACUUGAAAGAAGGUUUUUCUUUAACGGAUGAAUUGCCAAACUUUCUUCUUGAAUGUUUGAAGAAAUAG
Molecule: messenger RNA, 1302 nt
Organism: Saccharomycopsis crataegensis
Lineage: Eukaryota; Fungi; Ascomycota; Saccharomycetes; Ascoideales; Saccharomycopsidaceae
Product: acetamidase/formamidase family protein
Exons: 1
Coding region: 1-1302 (433 amino acids)
Molecular function (GO): hydrolase activity, acting on carbon-nitrogen (but not peptide) bonds, in linear amides
Source: RefSeq, a predicted model, not a curated record